AUGGAGAUGAGCUGUGCUGAGCACCACAAUUACGCGGCGGCUUCUCAGUUUAUCACUCUCACAGUUGGGAGGGUGUUGGGGGCGUUGAAAUUGGAGUCUACGCCGAUAAAUACAAAAGGGUAUGAGGCAUUGUUGGGUUUGGUCGAGAAUACAUCUUCUGGGGAUAGCUUUGAUUUGUAUUAUGAGUUGUUUAUGCACCACGAAAAUGCUUUGGAGAUAUUGGAGAGGUUGGGCUUGGCUUUUGAUGCCCUGAAGAAUCAGCUUUUUGGGUAUUUGCACCAGUUUGUGGGAAACCAAUUGUUUGGCAAUGGCAAUGCAGAUAAAGUAGCAGCACCUUUGCAGGAAGAUCAAAAUGGAACUGCAUUGGUAUCUUCUUCAACAUCAAAAGCUAUGAGAUGGCAGAAUGCUGCUCAGCCACAGGACCACAAGGCACAGAUUUCAGAUUGUUUUGUUGACAACUCAAGGCUCAAGAUUGCAAUUGUUGGUUUUGGAAACUUCGGUCAGUUCCUCGCUAAAACAAUGGUACGUCAAGGCCAUUUAGUUCUAGCCUACUCUCGAUCGGAUUACACCGAUGUGGCUCAAAAAUUAGGGGUUGCAUACUUCUCCAAUGCAGAGGAUCUUUUUGAAAAGCGUCCAGAAGUAGUACUGAUUUGUACUUCCAUUCUUUCAACUGAGAAAGUCCUUAGGUCAUUGCCAUUGCAAAGGUUGAAGAAGAAUACUUUGUUUGUUGAUAUUCUUUCGGUAAAAGAAUUUCCAAGAAUUCUGUUACUUCAAAAUUUGCCGCUGGAUUGUGAUAUACUCUGUACGCAUCCUAUGUUUGGACCGGAGAGUGGUAAAAAUGGGUGGAAUGGUCUUCCUUUUGUUUAUGACAAGGUCAGAGUCGGAGGUGACGAAUCAAGAGUAUCACGGUGCAACAAAUUUCUGGACAUAUUUGCACGGGAAGGGUGCAAAAUGGUUGAAAUGUCUUGCGCAGAACAUGAUAUGCAUGCAGCAGAGUCACAAUUCAUUACACACACUGUGGGAAGGGUUCUGGGAAAGUUGGGUUUGAAAUCGACAGCAGUCGACACAAAUGGUUACAAGACUUUGUUGAGUUUGGUGGAGACUACGGCAGGAGAUAGCUUUGAUCUCUACUAUGGGUUGUUCCUGUACAAUAUGAAUGCAAUGGAACAGCUAAAAAUGUUGGACAUGGCUUUUGAAUCAUUAAAGAAGCAGCUUUUUAGGCGUUUGCAUGGUGUUAUUCAUAAUCAAAUUUAUGAGGAAACACCAGAUAAGUCUCAAGUUAUGCAGUAA
Molecule: messenger RNA, 1290 nt
Organism: Prunus armeniaca (apricot)
Lineage: Eukaryota; Viridiplantae; Streptophyta; Magnoliopsida; Rosales; Rosaceae
Source: the annotation of a GenBank genome assembly